This is a messenger RNA of Drosophila subpulchrella, 1755 nucleotides long. RefSeq names its product probable cytochrome P450 312a1 (gene Cyp312a1). NCBI's taxonomy places the organism in Eukaryota, Metazoa, Arthropoda, Insecta, Diptera, Drosophilidae. The record is from RefSeq and is a predicted model, not a curated record. Gene Ontology annotation, molecular function: iron ion binding; oxidoreductase activity, acting on paired donors, with incorporation or reduction of molecular oxygen; monooxygenase activity. Bases 146 to 1681 code for a protein of 511 amino acids. The transcript has 3 exons.
UCCAAGUGUAAGUCCGCUUAGCAGCAAACUUUUCUGACCCUUGGGUCUGGUGACCCUUCAAUAACUGUCUCUGCGUCUGUGUACCGCUUAAAACGCUUGAUGCGACAUUGCUUCGAGGCAGUUGCUAUCUGGAACCCUCGUCGCAAUGUUCUGGCUCGGUUUAGGCCUUCCGUUGAUCGCGUUGUCCUUAUACCUGCUAUAUGUCUUCGAACGCCAAAGGAGGAUCGAUUGCCUUACCCGCAAUUGGCCAGCUCCACCGGCCCUGCCGAUCAUUGGCCAUCUGCACAUCCUGGCCAAAUUGGUGGGACCGCAUCCUCUUCGCCGCGCCACCGAAAUGAUCAACACCCAUCUGAAGGAUCAUCGCGGGAAACUUUGGAUGGGCACUAAGCUCUACCUGGUGGACUGCAAUCCCAAGGAUAUCCAGGCUUUGUGCAGUGCCCAGCAGCUCUUGCAGAAGACCAACGACUACACGAUCUUCGAGGACUGGCUCUGCGAGGGUCUCUUCACGAGUGGUUUCGAAAAGUGGUCCCAUCGCCGGAAGAUCAUCAUGCCAGCCUUCAAUUACGCCAUGAUCAAGCAGUUUGUGAAUGUCUUCGAGAGGCAGUCACGGAUUCUUCUGUCCAGGGUUACGGAGUUUGCAGAAUCCGGGGAACCAUUGGAUUUCCUCAAGCUGAUCAGCUGCUUCACCUUGGACACUAUUUGUGAAACGGCCCUCGGGGUAUCUGUGGGUGCUCUCUCGAGUGCCAAAUCGGACUAUCUGGAUGCUGUUCAAGAAAUCCUUGUGAUCAUCGACACCCGGUUAAAGAACCUUUUCUACCGCAGUUCCUUUAUAUUUCGUCGCACAUCGCAUUUUAAACGGGAGCAAGAGCUACUUAAAAUCCUUCAUGGUUUCACUGAGGGCAUUAUCCAAAAGCGAUUGGAUGAGAUCAGUCAGGAUGCGGAGAAUUUUAAUACCGAUAGCACUAAGAAUGCGGAACUGGAAGGGGGCAAGCGGACGCUCUGCUUUCUGGAUAGUUUGCUCCAGGCAAAAGGACCCUCUGGUCAGCCCUUGACAGUAAAAGAUAUUCGCGAGGAAGUGGAUACCAUUAUAUUUGGAGGCUUUGAUCUCACGGCCACCACCCUGAAGUUCUUUAUGUACAACAUGACCCUUUAUCCGGAGCACCAGGAGCGUUGCCGUGAGGAAGUGUGGUCGGUUUGCGGCAAGGACAAAAGGGAACCCAUCUCCAUGGAGCAGGUGCGUCAACUGGAGUUCCUGGAGGCUUGCGUGAAGGAGACACUGCGGAUGUAUCCUUCGGGUCCGAUCACGGCCAGGAAAGCCACAGCUAACUGCCAAAUCAAUGAUUUUUUCAUACCCAAGGGUAGCGAUGUGAUCAUUUCCCCAAUUUACAUGGGUCGCUGCAAGGAUUUCUUCCCAGAUCCGUUGGUCUUCAAGCCAGAUCGCUGGUCGAGUGGAGCGGAGCCCAAGAUCGAGGCCACCACAUUUAUACCAUUUAUGACUGGGGCACGGAGUUGUUUGGGUCAACGAUAUGCGAUGGUGAUGCUCAAGGUGGUUUUAGCCCACCUGCUGAGGAACUUCCUAUUCGAGCCCCUUGGCGAGCGACAGGUGAAAAUGAAGCUCAACUUUGUGAUCACCCUCCAUACCGUCGAUCCCUAUCUUUGUAGAGUAAAAAAAAUCGAUUGAGUCUAGCCAUGAGUCUAUUGACUUGGCCAAGACCUUUGACAAUAAAGUUAGCUUAUUUUGUAGAUACUAAUUAA